This is a messenger RNA of Fibroporia radiculosa, 1098 nucleotides long. RefSeq lists its product as uncharacterized. The transcript is spliced from 3 exons. Gene Ontology annotation, cellular component: endoplasmic reticulum. The record is from RefSeq and is a predicted model, not a curated record. The coding region runs from base 1 to 1098 and encodes 365 amino acids. NCBI's taxonomy places the organism in Eukaryota, Fungi, Basidiomycota, Agaricomycetes, Polyporales, Fibroporiaceae.
AUGAGAACUGCGUCUAUAUGUCUCUUACUGGCAGGCGUGUCUGAAGCCGUUCACGUAUAUCUUUACCCACAACCUUCUGUUCCUCCAUUGCUUUCAAUCUCCCAAGCUGGAGCUGCACUUGCUUGCCAUCUCGGGCUGGACUAUCAUGAAAUUUUGGGAGAUGAUGAUACUUUCUUCCACCAGAAAGCUUUCGUUGGACAAGGGCCAAGCAGUUCAUUGCUUCUUAGCAUGAGUGAGGACGCCGCAGAAGAUGCUAUCCCCAUCAACAUAAAAGAAUCCUUCUCAUUGACAUUGGCAUCUUCGCCAUCUGCUCUCUCCUCUCUCAUCCCAGCAUAUCUCGACCGCGCACGUCAUGCAUACUCCCAAAUAUUCUCUGAGCCAGUUCUACCAACCACUGUCCCACGUAUCAUCGAUAUAUUCUCAGUCCCCUCUUCCGCAAGCCAGAUAUUCCUGUCAGAGAUGACAACACUUGUAGAUUUUUUGGAGUCCAACGAAUUCUCUACGGACAAGUUUGCGGCUCUCGAACUGAAUGGGCUCUCUGCGCUCGCCGAGGAACAUGGACGUGACAGCGAACAAUACCACCUCGCAUCUGAGACCAUUCGGAGCUUCAUCUCGAGCGCUGUAGAGAAGCGUGACCUCAAGCUUGCGAUUGUCACUAUCCCGGAUUCUGUAAAACAGCUAAAGCGCCAGGACGGUACCCAAGUUCAGCCACCACAGAGCCCGCUUCCCCCUCCCAUUGCGGGUCCCGCAGAACCUAUUGAUGCUGUCUCAACAUGUUUCACUUCUGCGGAGGUGUGCGGGAACUCAACGAAUUCCUGCAGCGGGCAUGGCCAAUGCGUUUCGGCUACGAAGGCGGGGAGAACGUGUUUUGUCUGUGCCUGUGCGGCAACAAAGGACGCGCAGGGACGCACAGAGAAAUGGGCCGGAAAUUCAUGCGAGCGAAAGGAUGUUAGUGGACCUUUUGUGCUUUUAACAGGUACAGUGGUCGCGCUCAUCCUCCUCGUAGGAGGGUCUGUAGCACUUUUGUCUGCGAUUGGAGAUCAGGAGCUACCGAGUACUCUUACGGGUGGAGUUGUCUCUACGUCACGAAAGGAUUAA